AACGAGCUGACGGCGAAUCAGUCUCGAUGGCACCUGCACCAACACCAGUACGGCGAGGACCUUGCCAGAACACGGCAACACGCAGACGCGGGGAAGCAUCGAGGGCACAAUUGAAUGCACCAUUCCGAACCUAUGCAGACAAACAGCAGCCGGCAAUCAAUGCAUGCAUCCGCAUGCAGCUUGCCCGGGCUCGACCCCGCUUCUCCAUGGUAUGAGCCGACAGACUUGAAGCGUGCAGUCCAUGCAAAUGCAGUACAGGCCUGGACCCCCUCUUGGGGAUCCCAUAGCUAGCGGAUAGCUUCAACCUCCGUCGUCAUCGUCUAUGGCAACUCGACUCAAUACAGGCCGUACCAAAUCUUGGAAAUCAUUGCAGGACAAUCGCCACUCCAAUCAUCCACCACCAUGUUUCUGCUCCGGGCCCGACACUCGGCAAUCCUCCGGCCGGCCCCACUGGCCCCGCUGACCCGCCUCUCCGGGCGCCGGAUCCCGAAUCCCCACUUUCAAGCCCGGUUCCUCUCCAACACCACCACCCUUCGCGAGGACCAAGCCAAAACCCGCACCGCCAUCGUCACGGGCGCAAGCCGGGGCAUUGGCCGGGCCAUUGCCGUGCGGCUUGCACAAGACGGGUACGCGGUCACGGUCAACGACUUACCCUCCCUGCAAACCGAACUCGAAUCGCUGGCGGGCGAGCUGAGAUCCACCUUUGGCGCCGAGCGUGCCUACGCCCACACGGCCGACGUCUCCUCUCCCGAGCAGGUCGCUGGCUUAGUGCAGGCGAGCAUCGCCCGGCUUGGCCCGCUCGACACGUUCGUCGCCAACGCGGGCAUCGCACAGGUCAAGCCGCUGCUGGAACUGACGCCGGAGGACUGGAAGCGUAUGUUUGAGGUCAAUGUUGCGGGGGUGCAUUACUGUUUUCAGGAGGCGGCUAGGGCUAUGAUUGCGCACGGUACUAAGAAUGGUAUGGGGGAGGGUAAGGGUAAGGUAGGGGUUAGGGGCAAACUGAUCAGCGCGGCGAGCAUCGUCGCCUUCAAGCCCUUUGCGCGCCUCGGCCAUUACAGUGCAAGCAAGUGGGCUGUGAGAGGGCUGACGCAGGUGUAUGCGAUGGAGCUGGCCAAGUAUGGGAUUACGGUCAAUGCGUAUGCUCCAGGGAUUGUGGACACCAAGAUGUGGGAGCUGAUUGAUGAUGGGUUGGGCAAGAUGGAAGGGAAACCAAAGGGUGAGAUGAUUCGGCGGUAUAGUGAUCAGUUGAUUGCGCUAGGCAGAACGAGUGUCCCUGAGGAUGUGGCCGGGUUGGUGUCGUUCCUGGCGGGCAAGGAUGCCGAUUACAUUACGGGGCAGACGUACAUCGUUGAUGGGGGGAUUAUCUAUACUUGAAUGCGGUACAAAUACCUGGACUACGUAAAUCUAACUUUCCGCGGAUUAAUAUCUGCUGAAAUCUGGAGCUUAGGUGAUGUACAUAAACCAUAGCAGCGAAGUACGCCGGUAUGUCCAUCCCCCUGA
Canariomyces notabilis is the source of this 1500-nucleotide messenger RNA. RefSeq names its product NAD(P)-binding protein. The transcript has a single exon. Bases 403 to 1374 code for a protein of 323 amino acids. Lineage: Eukaryota; Fungi; Ascomycota; Sordariomycetes; Sordariales; Chaetomiaceae. The record is from RefSeq and is a predicted model, not a curated record. Gene Ontology annotation, molecular function: oxidoreductase activity, acting on the CH-OH group of donors, NAD or NADP as acceptor.